Molecule: messenger RNA, 763 nt
Organism: Theobroma cacao (cacao)
Lineage: Eukaryota; Viridiplantae; Streptophyta; Magnoliopsida; Malvales; Malvaceae
Molecular function (GO): calcium ion binding
Source: RefSeq, a predicted model, not a curated record
GAUUCUAUUAUAUCAAACAAGCCCGGUGAAGAGGAAAUUCAAACUCGGGUUGCGUUGAUCGUUUAGAAGGGGAAUGGAAAAGGAGAAACGAAACCGUGGCAAGAAAAUUCAACAGGCUAGAAACUAGAAACUAUUUGGCAUAGCCAGCGGCCAGCAUAUUUGGACUAAAUCGAAAGGACAAGUUAGUCAAUAACCGUAUAGCCGGUAGGUGUCAACUAUAAAUAUGCUUGACGUCCAACUCCCAUUUCACCAAGCUAAAAAAACAGUUGCUUGUAUUUUUCUUCUUAAUAGCUUUUGAUUUACGGCCUGAGAAGCAAAAGAGCAGAAUGAGUGUGGAAGUGUUGGACAGUGCUACGAUCGUUAACUUCGUUGAAGAUGAAGAAGCAUUCAACGUAUGGAUAUGCGAUCGCUUUGCUCACCUUGACACAGACCAUGAUGGGCUCCUCUCCUACGCAGAGUUGUUGAAGGAGUUGCAGAGCUUGAGGGUCUUCGAAACUCACUUUGGCAUCGAUGUAAAAACAGACCCCAAGGAGCUUGCUCACGUUUACAAUUCUCUGUUUGUGCAGUUUGAUCAUGACUCGAAUGGGACGGUAGAUUUGGAGGAGUUCAAGGCAGAGAGCAAGAGGAUGAUGCUCGCUAUGGCUAAUGGGAUGGGAUUCUUGCCUGUUCAAAUGCUCUUGGAGGAAGGCAGCUUCUUGAAGAAAGCAGUGGACCGUGAAUCCACUAAACUUGCUGCUUAAUCUGGGUUUUUUUUUUUGUUUUU